AUGCGCCCAUGGCGGAGGCUCAGAGGUUUCGGCGCAGAAAUGCCCGGACGAGGCCACUCUGCCCUCCAGCUGACGAUGUUCCCGGGGCUUUUGCAGAGGCUGUCGCCAUCUCUCCAGGUGCAGGGCUUCACGCAGCUCCGUGCCACCGGCAGCAGCGUUGGGAGCGUUUUGCACAAGAAGGCCACGGGAACGGUGCUGGCCGGACGUGUUCGCCGCCGCCGGCGAGUGGUGCAGAGAAACCAACCGCAGCGAUCGAUUCUGGGACGACCUCGGCUGGAAAGGUUCGACCUUGAAAGCGAAGAUGAGUCUGGAAAGUAG
Molecule: messenger RNA, 318 nt
Organism: Symbiodinium sp. CCMP2592
Lineage: Eukaryota; Dinophyceae; Suessiales; Symbiodiniaceae
Source: the annotation of a GenBank genome assembly